UUGAUAGUGAAAUAUUUGAAUAUCAUUAUUUUAUACUUUUAUCGAUCUGUAAUCUGUAGACUACAGACUAUAGUUUCGAAUUUUCUAUAUUUAAUUAGAAGAGAACAUUAUUUUGAAUAGUAAUUUAAUCAAAUAACAAUUUUGUUUGACAUUAUAUUAUUUACGUGUCAAUCCACAGAUCAUAUAUCAUGGAUAAUGAGUACAAAGUUGGAGCAUUGUGCGAAUUGAUAGCAUCAAAAGGAAAUAAAAAGAAAACUAAAAAAGAUAAAAAGGCGAAAGAGAAUAUUGAGUGUCAACUCCAAUCAGAUACAAAUUUGAAUGAUUUACCUAAAAAAGAAAAUGCAGAAAAAUCCAAGAAGAGAAAAUCCAAGAAUUCGAAUGAACAAUCAACAAAAAAAAUUAAAAAAAAUACUAAAAUUUCUUUAGUUUCUCCACAAAUUGAAACUGUUGAUAUAAAACCAGAAAAAAUCGCAGAAACCAAUGAAACAAAUCAAAUCAAUGAAGACACAAAUUCAGGAGUUAAUGAAUCAAAAAGUUUUGAAAAAACAAUUAAAAAAAAAAAAGAUAAAAAAUCGAAAGACAAUUCAACUAAGCCUAAUGAUAAAACUAAGAAAAUUGAUAAAAAAUUCUCUACAACUAACUCAUUAGAUAUAAAAUCUUCAGAGGAUUAUACUGAAAAAGAGUCGAGAACUGUGUUUGUUGGAAAUGUUCCAGUUAAUGUUAAAAUGACUGCUGUAAAAAAUUUAUUUAAACAGUUUGGAGAAGUAGAAACUACUAGAUUAAGAAGUGUAGCUGUCAAAAAUCUUGAUGUACCUAAACGUGUAUCUAUAAUGAAAGGAGAUUUUCAUCCGCAGAGAGAUACUGCUAAUGUGUAUGUACGUUUCAAAACUAUCGAACAGGCACAAAAAGCAUUGGUUUUAAACGCCACACAGUUUGAAGGACAUACAAUAAGAGUAGACAUGGCUUUAAAUACAGGUCAUAAACAAAAUAUGAAAAAAGGAAUAUUUAUUGGAAAUCUACCUUAUAGUAUUCAGGAAGAUGAAAUAUGGAACUAUUUUAAAGAUUGUGGAUCAAUAUCAGCUGUGCGUAUAGUCCGUGAUAAUGCAACAGGUGUGAGCAAAGGUUUUGGAUAUGUAGAUUUUGAAACUAAAGAAUCUGUUGAAUUAGCUAUGCAAAUCAAAGGGAAAAAGGUUCAAAAUAGAGAAAUUCGCGUUAAAAGGAUUGAAACAAAAAAAAAUACAAAUAAGGUGUUUGACAAAAAACCAUCACUAUUUAAAAGAACCAAACCUAUUGUUAAUAGAAGUAGUCAAAACUUCCAAGGAGAAAUAAUAAAACCAAAAACACAAAAAAAGAAACAAAAGCCAACAAAAACUGAUUUAAUGAGAAAGAAGAUUGCUAAAAAAUUAAAUGCUUAAUUUAAUUUGUAUUGACUAAUAAAAUUAAAAAUUUACAAAAGAAUAUUUAAUUUUAAUUAAAAAUUAUCAAUUAGUUGAA
Molecule: messenger RNA, 1494 nt
Organism: Rhopalosiphum padi (bird cherry-oat aphid)
Lineage: Eukaryota; Metazoa; Arthropoda; Insecta; Hemiptera; Aphididae
Product: RNA-binding protein 34
Molecular function (GO): RNA binding
Source: RefSeq, a predicted model, not a curated record